Pelodiscus sinensis (Chinese soft-shelled turtle) is the source of this 2005-nucleotide messenger RNA. Lineage: Eukaryota; Metazoa; Chordata; Testudines; Trionychidae. The record is from RefSeq and is a predicted model, not a curated record.
GGUCUAGCAGCGGGUAGGGUUGCCUGUGCCAACGCCCUUUAGCGCUGGCUCUCGCCUGAGAUAGGAGCGGCUCUUUCUCCUCGCCCCAGCCCCGAGCGGAGCGCACCCGAUCCAGCGGCGUGAGCCGGCCCGGCCUUGCGGAACGGACCCAGGUUUUGAGGUGCCUUCUCCUUUUGACAGUGUGACAGCAUCAGCUUCUCCUUCUGCCUUGCUGCCCUUUCCCCACUGCCAGCCACCAUGGAGAAGACCGAGAUGAUCCAGAAAGCCAAGCUGGCUGAACAGGCCGAACGCUAUGAUGAUAUGGCUACCUGCAUGAAGGCAGUAACCGAACAGGGUGCAGAGUUAUCCAAUGAGGAACGCAAUCUGCUCUCGGUAGCCUACAAGAACGUAGUGGGGGGACGGCGCUCUGCCUGGAGGGUCAUCUCUAGCAUUGAGCAGAAAACAGACACCAAUGACAAGAAGAUGCAGCUUGUCAAGGACUAUCGGGAGAAGGUAGAGUCUGAGCUCCGAUCCAUCUGCACCACUGUGCUGGAGCUGCUGGACAAAUUUUUAAUAGCUAAUGCAACUAAUCCAGAGAGCAAGGUAUUCUACCUGAAGAUGAAGGGAGACUACUUCCGAUACCUUGCUGAAGUUGCAUGUGGAGAUGACAGAAAACAAACAAUAGAAAAUUCACAGGCAGCUUAUCAGGAGGCAUUUGACAUCAGCAAGAAAGAGAUGCAACCAACACAUCCAAUUCGUUUGGGCCUAGCUCUUAACUUUUCUGUAUUUUACUAUGAGAUCCUCAACAACCCUGAGCUUGCGUGCACGCUGGCCAAGACAGCUUUUGAUGAGGCUAUCGCAGAACUUGAUACACUGAAUGAAGACUCAUAUAAAGACAGUACUCUCAUCAUGCAGUUGCUUAGAGACAACCUAACAUUAUGGACAUCAGACAGUGCAGGAGAAGAAUGUGAUGCUGCAGAAGGUGCAGAAAACUAAACUGCACAUGGGGUGUCAGUCUCUCUUCCCUUCUCAAGAAACCUUUUUACACAUCUCCAUUCCUUAUAGCUCCACUUGGAUUUCCUAUAGCAAAGAGAACCCAUCCAUGUAUAUGGAAAUCAGUUUAUAGUCUUUUCACACUGCAGCUUUGGGAAAACUCCAUUCCUUGAUUUGUGUUUGUCCUGGCCUUCCCUGUGUGCGGUUACUGCUGUAGAAAAGUAUUAAUAGCUUCAUUUCAUAUAAACAUAAGUAAUUUCCAAACACUUAUGUAGCGGACUAAAGUGUACCUGGUAUUUAAAAGCAAAAAUCUGAACCAGUUCCUGCAAGUUGACUGUGUUUUGUAUUACAGUAAAGAUAUUAAAAUGUAGUUAAUUGCAACUAAAGAGUGUUCAACAUAGCUUUCUAAUUCACCACAUUCCCUCUUAUUCUGCAGGGUUUCCUCUCAAUAACUGAUUUUCACAUGCGACUGUGUAUUCUUUUCAUGAGGGUUAUGGAAGUGUUGGGCCAGAUAGAAAAUUUGGCAUUUUUAGAUUAAGAAUUACAAAUUGAGUUGCUUUCUAUGUAAUAUACUGCAGGGGCUGCUGUAUGUCUGCGUGAAAAUGAGGGUCUCUUCUUACUCAGUCUUCAGUUGCUGCUGUUUAUAAGUUGAAUAUCCCUUCCCAAUAAAAGUCACUUACACUCCUGCCUUUGUAGUUCUGGUAUUCACUUUAUUAUGUAUUAAAAGCAGCAUGAAACUGCUGGAACACAGACAGUGCUUUUUGGCCGACUAAAAUGCAUGUCAAAUCUUAAUACACUGGAAUGGGAAACCCAAUUCAAGUUCACGUGUUCAACUAUAAUAUUUAGUACUUUUCCAUGCAGAUGUGUGCACAUGUGAGAAGGUGUCAAGAUUGUCCAGUGAUUGUUAUUUAGAAAGAUGGACCACUAUUGUGUGUUGCUAAUCAUUGAUUGUAGUCCCAAAAAAGCCUUGUGAAAAUGUUAUGCCCAAUGUAACAGCAAAGUAACAUUAAAUAAAAUUACAUUUUAUAAACCA